AAACCAUAUUUGGAUUUAAACAAUAUUUGAGACAUGAGUUUUUCAUUCCAACCCAAGUUCAUCCUUUCGAUCUCUUCCCUCUCCAUCGUGCUCCUUGCCUGCUCGGCCUUAGCUCAUCGCGAUUUUUCGAUCGUCGAUGUUUCCCCCGAGGACCUUACCUCCAUCGAUAGGCUCAUUGAACUCUUCGAGUCAUGGAUGGACAAACACGGGAAGAUUUACGAGAGCAUUGAGGAGAAGUUGAAUCGGUUCGAGCUCUUUAAAGAUAACUUGAAGCAUAUAGUAGAAAGGAACAAAGAAGUUACCAACUAUUGGCUUGGAUUAACCCCAUUCGCGGACUUAAGCCAUGACGAGUUCAAAAGAAACUACCUUGGCCUCAAACUAGACCUCACCAACCGAAGAAGUGUGUCUAGUCAUGAGCCGGCCGACUUCACUUAUGAGGAUGUCUUUGAUAUACCAAAGUCGGUAGAUUGGAGGAAGAAAGGUGCGGUUACUCCGGUCAAGAACCAAGGUUCAUGUGGGAGUUGUUGGGCAUUCUCCACGGUGGCUGCUGUCGAAGGAAUACACCAAAUCACGACAGGGAACUUGACAUCUCUAUCGGAGCAAGAACUGAUUGAUUGUGACACAUCCUUCGAUAACGGCUGCAAUGGAGGCCUAAUGGAUCACGCGUUUCAAUACAUUAUCGAUAAUGGGGGACUUCACAAGGAGGAAGAUUACCCCUACCUUAUGGAGGAAGGCACUUGUGAAGGCAAAAAGGAGGAGUUGGAGGUUGUUACUAUAACCGGAUACCAAGAUGUGCCACAUAACAACGAGUCGAGCCUCCUCAAGGCACUCGCUAACCAGCCUCUCAGCGUGGCUAUCGAGGCCUCGAGUAGGGAUUUUCAAUUCUAUAGUGGGGGAGUUUAUGAUGGGCAUUGUGGGACAGCGCUCGAUCAUGGGGUGACGGCAGUUGGAUAUGGGUCGAGCAAGGGGCUAGAUUACAUAACCGUGAAGAACUCGUGGGGAUCAAAGUGGGGCGAAAAAGGGUUCAUAAGGAUGAAGAGAAACACAGGCAAGCCUCAAGGAUUAUGUGGUAUCAACAAAAUGGCAUCUUAUCCAAUCAAGAAGAAUUGAUUAAUAACAUCUUUGUUACAAAUAACAUCUUUCAAUCUUGUUUUUGCUAUUUCUUUGUAACUUCUUGCUUAUAUUAAAAACGUUAAUAAAACUAUUGAUUAUAUUAA
Molecule: messenger RNA, 1217 nt
Organism: Impatiens glandulifera
Lineage: Eukaryota; Viridiplantae; Streptophyta; Magnoliopsida; Ericales; Balsaminaceae
Product: cysteine protease XCP1-like
Exons: 4
Coding region: 34-1110 (358 amino acids)
Cellular component (GO): lysosome
Molecular function (GO): cysteine-type endopeptidase activity
Source: RefSeq, a predicted model, not a curated record